AUGCUUACCAGCACUGAACUUCUAAACCAAGGACCAUUGGGUAAUAUAUGGCUUGCAGCAAACUAUGACAAAAAGCUCACGAAACAGCAAUUGCUAGGAACAGACAUUGUACAAUCCACAGAGUAUAUUCGUGAUCAUCAGAUCAGCGGGCCCCCAAAAAUCAUUUCAUCGUGUUCGCAAUCACGCGUUAAUGAACCAGAAGGGAAAGACUCAAUCACCCUUAGACUUUCCGGCCAAUUGCUUCUAGGCAUUGUCAAGAUUUAUUCAAGAAAGACCAAGUAUUUACUAGACGAUGUCCAUGAUAUUCUAUACAAACUCAAAGCCUCGUUUAGAUUAUCAAGUGGAGUACAAUUGGGCUCGGACUUUGCAUCGAAUCGAAUUAAUGUUCCAGCACAACAAACCACCUUGGCAGAUUUGGAUUCCAUCACUUUAAAAGAUCAAAUCUCGGCAUUUGACCUUUUUUUUCAAGAGGAUUUGGUGUUGGAUGAGCCGGGCGCGAACACCAAUCUCACAAGUGUGUUUAACGAUCUUAAUCAAGAAUCAAAUGGCGACUCACUGAUGAUGGAAUUUGAUCAAUCCAUAGAGUACGGUAGAAACACGCGCGGUAACAACAACAUUGCAAAUAAUGCCAACGACGAUAACGUGUCGCAUCACUCGUUAAAUGAUAUGGAUUUGGACUUUGACUUGAACUUUGAUGAAAUUGAAGACGACCGUUCAAUCGAACAGGGAAGAAACGCGUCAUUUCUUGGUGACGAGACCGAAACCAGCUUUAUGGCGGAAUUGAACAAGUCAAGAAAUAUUUUCGAACUUGAUGCUGGUCAGCCUAUUCUCAGUAUGGAUAACCUCUUAGAAGAGGAUUUAAACGCAAGACACGGAGAAGGCAACGCACCUAAUUCAGCAUUGCUGCCGUCAAUGAAUCAAUCUAGCGUAGAUCAACAACAGCAACAACAACAACCAGCACCAAGACAGAGACAAAGACAAAAGCGAACGAGAAUCACCGACGAAGGUGAGUUGAUUGUGCCAAACAGGAAACUAGUGGUGGACUCCGAAGAGAGUAUGCAAGGUGUUCCAAUGCAAGUUCUUCAAGAAAAUCAAGAGAAUUUGAUGGAUGGAUUUGGAAAAGAAAAAUACAUCACUCUCAAAUUAUCAGAAAGUGAAAAAUUGAAACUAGUACAAGAACUAGCACAACCAGUUUUUGCCAAGAGGCGGAAGCUUUGGAAUCUCGACACAGAGUUGCAAUUAACUUGUGCUGCACUUGCACGUCGCGAACAAGAGAGAAAAGAAGGCGAUUCAGGCGAUGAGGGAGAGAACUCUGAUGAAGAUGAUACAUCGUCAUUGAUGGGGACAGAUACCAGUUCUGACCUGUCACUGGACCUUGACCUCUCCAUAGAUGUUGACAGCAGCGACGAGUCAGCUACAGAUGAGGAAAACGACAACGAGGAAGAGGAUGAGGACGAGGAAGUGGAUGAGAAGGUAAAAGGAAAAUCAGUUGAACAUGAAUUUUCGAAAACCGCUAAAAGUACACGUCAAGUUGUGAAUGAAUUGCAGGAUCAAUUCAGGAAGUCCAACAAUGACAUUGUCACAUUCCAAUCAUUGAUGGAGGCGGAUUCAAAAGCUAUGCAUCCCCUUGGCGCAAAAAAGAAAAAUACCAUUAAUCCAAGAAGAGAAGCUGCAAAGUGCUUUUUCGAAAUGUUGGCACUUGCAACAAAUGACUGUAUAAGCAUACAACAGGAACGCGAGGACCUUGAGUUGGGAAAGAACGUAAGGAUAUUACCUAGAGACAAUUUAUACACCUUAUUUGAAUAA
This is a messenger RNA of Lodderomyces elongisporus, 1806 nucleotides long. RefSeq names its product kleisin alpha (gene MCD1). NCBI's taxonomy places the organism in Eukaryota, Fungi, Ascomycota, Pichiomycetes, Serinales, Debaryomycetaceae. The coding region runs from base 1 to 1806 and encodes 601 amino acids. Gene Ontology annotation, cellular component: mitotic cohesin complex. Gene Ontology annotation, molecular function: protein binding; chromatin binding. The record is from RefSeq and is a predicted model, not a curated record. The transcript has a single exon. Gene Ontology annotation, biological process: mitotic sister chromatid cohesion; replication-born double-strand break repair via sister chromatid exchange.